Rattus rattus (black rat) is the source of this 666-nucleotide messenger RNA. It is a transcript of the gene Lamtor2, whose product is annotated as late endosomal/lysosomal adaptor, MAPK and MTOR activator 2. Gene Ontology annotation, biological process: cellular response to amino acid stimulus; positive regulation of TOR signaling. The record is from RefSeq and is a predicted model, not a curated record. Gene Ontology annotation, cellular component: Ragulator complex. Bases 95 to 550 code for a protein of 151 amino acids. The transcript has 4 exons. Gene Ontology annotation, molecular function: guanyl-nucleotide exchange factor activity; molecular adaptor activity. Lineage: Eukaryota; Metazoa; Chordata; Mammalia; Rodentia; Muridae.
GCUGGGCUUCCGGGCCACCGGAAGCGGCUGAGGGAGAGCAAGAGGCUGCGACUGUAGGGUUUGUGGGAGCAGGUCAGGGUUAAGAGACGCAGGCAUGCUGCGUCCUAAGGCUUUGACGCAGGUGCUAAGCCAAGCCAACACUGGAGGAGUCCAAAGCACCCUGCUGCUGAAUAAUGAGGGAUCGUUGCUGGCCUACUCCGGUUAUGGGGACACAGAUGCCCGGGUCACCGCGGCCAUCGCCAGUAACAUCUGGGCCGCAUACGAUAGGAACGGGAACCAAGCGUUUAAUGAAGACAGUCUCAAAUUUAUCCUCAUGGACUGCAUGGACCAGAGGAACCCUGGGGAAGGCAGGAACCAAGGAUGUCAAGCAGAAUGUCCCAGUGUAUUAUGUCAUUCCCACCAGGAGGGCCGUGUAGCCAUUACCAGGGUGGCCAACCUUCUGCUAUGUAUGUAUGCCAAGGAGACUGUAGGCUUCGGGAUGCUCAAGGCCAAGGCCCAGGCCUUGGUGCAGUACCUGGAGGAACCCCUCACCCAAGUAGCAGCCUCAUAAUAGUGUGAUGGAGGCUGGAGUGGAAAAGGGAUGGUGACUGGGAAGAGCAGGGCCCCGGAAAUGCCUCACUGGGCUGGGUGAGGGGUUGCUUUUUUCUAAAUAAAUUUUCAACUCUU